AUGUGUCAUUUCUUUUCUUUCUCCAAAUCUAACUGUUGUCUCGCAGUCAUGGCUUCUGUCAUGACAAAUAAAGCUACCAGCCUUCUGAUUUUUAUAAGCAUUCUUCAAGGAACUCAGAGUGUCUUCAUAGAACACAAAACAGAGGUAAAUGCGACAGUUGGACAGAACAUCAGUCUGCCGUGCAUCAUGUCCAAGGAGCAUCCAACAAUCAUCCAGUUACAAUGGCACAAAGAGGGAGAAAAGGAAGAGCAAAAAUUAGUGGUGUUUAAUCCUUCCUAUUCUGUUCUUUACUAUGCGAAUCAUAAAUUGGAGCUGGUGAACGAAACGAACACCACUGAGUUGCGAGGCUCCAUCUUGCUUUUGCAGGAGGUUACAGAGAAGGAUAGUGGAAACUAUGUUUGCGAUAUCGCCUCAUUUCCUGCUGGCAGCAUCAAAACAGUCACAAAAGUCCAAGUUAAAGUGCCAGAGGUUUCAAUGAAGAUCACGUCCCCCGAGAGGACUGUAAUAGAAGGGGACACAGUGAGCAUCACAUGUGUCAGUGAUCCUCCACCUGACAAGUACAUGUUAUUAUCCUCACGGAGUCAAUCAAUUAUGGAAAGUCAGGACGGAAAAUUCACAAUUCAGUACAUUACUCGGCACAUCAGUGACCUGAUAUGUCAGCCCACCUGGAACUCAUCAAACCAACGCUUACAAAGCCUCAACGCAACUAUGUACCUGACUGUAGACUUUCUUGACAAUAUAGAGUGUAAUUCCGAGAACCAGAUACAAGUUGAGACUGGGACAAAUCUGACAAUUACCUGUGACGCGAUGUCUUCCAAGUCCUUGCAUUUUGUCUGGAUGAAGGACAACAUUACAGUGUCCUCCAAUGCCAGUAUAAACCUGUGGUCAGUGAGUCCUGAGCACAAUGGGCUUUACACUCUGAUUGUUCACAAUGCAAAUCAUAGUCGUCUACACAGACAGAAGGAUUUUACAGUUACUGUGCUGAACAGCACACACACAGAACAUCUGAUCAGCACCAUGAUUAUGGAAACAACACCACAGACAACUAUGACAACAGCACACAUCAGCACAACUAUAACAGCACAAAGCAGCACAACUAUGACAACAGCACAAAACAGCACAACUAUAACAACACCCCAACCUAACGUUACAAUGCCGACAUCACAACCACACCAUACCACUGACGCCACAUCUACUGAGGAAGUUAUGAAUAUCAGCACCUCAGCUCCAUCUACUGGAAACAUCACCAUGGUGAAUGUAAACAUCACAACACCACACACGGUUGUACAGAGCUCAGCCACAACCUUCACACACACCUCAAGUGAGGGUAGGACACUGUCUGAGAUUUGCUGUACAUCCAGCCCAGGAUCUACCAGCAGAGAAAUCACCUCUGUACACCCAGAUACCAGUACAAUCAUCCUUACAUCGGCUUCCAUAAACAACGCCACUGUGAGAACAAGCAAUGUCUUAACAACUAUAAUUACAAGAAAAGAUGUAAGUACCACUAAGUCACAUGGGGUGUUUGUUAUCAUCCCUGUUUUCCUCAUGUUGGUUGUGAUUGGGUUUCUUUACCGGCAGUACCUGAUUCAGAAAAGGCUGGAUAUGCCACCCCCAUUCAAGCCUCCUCCUCCACCAGUGAAGUACACAUCAGCAAGAAAUCAUGAUAUACCUGUUACUGACAUUUUAGUAUGAUGAUUUCAUGCAUAAAAACAGAGCCUUUUAUACUAACCAUGUGUUUUUUUAUGUGGAGAUUUCCACUGUGCACCUUAAGUUUUUGAUUUAUUUUGAUAUUCUGUGUUUGCCGGUAAUAUAAAUAAAUACAUUAAAGCUA
Messenger RNA from Ictalurus punctatus (channel catfish), 1831 nucleotides. Its product is annotated as poliovirus receptor. Gene Ontology annotation, biological process: inflammatory response; cell-matrix adhesion. Bases 1 to 1692 code for a protein of 563 amino acids. NCBI's taxonomy places the organism in Eukaryota, Metazoa, Chordata, Actinopteri, Siluriformes, Ictaluridae. The transcript is spliced from 9 exons. The record is from RefSeq and is a predicted model, not a curated record.